AGAGCGCAUUCAUCAAGAAUCAAAACUACCGUUGGCGUGUUUAUGGUACAGUGGUAACAAAAUCAAAGCCCACAUUCAUUUUCGAGUGUCUUUUCGAACUCCUUUUGGAGCAGAAUAUUUGAUAGUUAAAAUUCCCGUCAAUUCCUGAAGAUCUGGAAAAGGAGGAUUUGGAAAAAGUGGAGAAUUAGCUAGUAGAUGAUUUUGUAUACAUGGCGCAGCGUAGGAUAGCAGUAAUAGGAUGCGGUUUUACUGGACUGUGCGCGUUGAAGCAUUUCUCUUUGGAUCCAAGUUUUCAAGUUGUCGGAUUUGAGCAAGCAGACAGCAUCGGUGGAGUAUGGAAAUAUCCAGCCGGAUGCGAAACCAACAUUCAACAGCCGGAAACAUCGCCUUUUUAUUGUCGAAUAUAUCGUGAUCUCUUGACAAACGUUCCGCGUGACCUAAUGAGCCUGGAAGAUUUUCCAUUUACUUACGGCGAAGAUGGAAAUUCGUACUGCAAUAGUGAAACUGUGAUGGGUUAUAUGCGAAGCUACGCAGACCAUUUCAAGCUCAUUCCUCACAUCAAAUUUCGGCACCGGGUCAUCCGGGUAAUGCCCAUUCCCGGGACUUCCGGGAAAGCAUGCGGAGAAGGUCAUGCUUCCACACAGUGGAAUGUUACUUACGAGAAUUUGGAAAACGCUGAUAUUGCCGAUGACAUUUUUGAUGCGGUUGUGGUCUGCAAUGGACAUUACCAUAAACCAAAUCUACCAGAGCUUCCCGGUCUGACAGAUUUCAACGGAGAAGUCAUACACAGCAGCGACUAUCGAAUUCCCGAAGUGUACCGCGGUAAAACCGUGUUGAUUAUUGGCGGCAGCAUCUCCGCACGUGAUAUUGCAAUCGAACUGCUUCCUGCAGCCAAAAAGAUUAUAAUCUGCCGACGUCAGCCGAAAGAUUUGUUCCCGAUUAAACUUCACAACAUCCAAGAAACAGCGCCUAUCCAUAGCUUAACUACCGAUGCGUGCAUCUUAAGCGAUGGUAGCGUGGAAAAAAUUGAUAGCGUCAUUUUCUGCACGGGCUAUGAUUUUAAUUGUCCUUUUAUCCACGAAAAAUGCCGUUUAUCAAUCGGUCGUGGUCGUAUUACUCCGCUGUACCACCAUUUAAUUAACUGCUAUUACCCAACGAUGGCCUUCCUUUACAUCUGCCGAACGUCUGUCUUUACUCCGGUUCUGGAUUACCAGGUAAAAUACUUCAAAGCCAACCUUAAGGGCGACAUUAUUCUUCCCAGUCUGGAUGAAAUGCUCAAGGAAGCGGACAUGGAGUAUGAAGAGAGAAUGAAAGCCGGCUUACGAGAGCACGAAGCGCACACCAUGGAUGACCGAUUGUGGCCGUACAUCGACCAGUUGGCAGCGGAACUGGGAAUUGCAAGCUACGAACCGGUGUGCAGAAAGAUGUAUGCAAAAUUAAAAGGGAUACUCUUCGGUUCACCGCUUAGUGCAAAACGAUACGUUGUGAAAAAGCUCAGUGAUGAGGAUUUUGUUGUAAUGUAUAAUAUCACACUUAUUCUGUGUAAGAAUCUCACUUUACGACGUUUUUUAUUUCUACGAGAUUUUGCGAGAAGGAGAUCGACCGGUUUCCGGCAAUCCUCUUCAUAUGUAAAUGUGUUAUAUAAGCUAUACAUAAUCAUGUGGUUAUUUUUAAUGACAUUAUCAAUGCAUACGCUGGUGGAUUCUCGGAAGUACAAUAUCAGGAUCGGCUCGCCAACUAUCAACAGUAGUGCUCUCCCGGAAGUAUGGGGACUGAGUUUCUGUGGGCCGUUGAUGGAUAAAGGAUUGGCAGAACUGAAGAAACGCUUUGAUGGAAUUGUUAAUAUUUCCCAAUCAUAUUUAUUGGAGAACGACCGGAGAAGUGAAGUACUUUUGGCUGAUGAUGUGGAAAACUUUGUUGCCAAUUACACUUUCGAGCACGAAAACUCGUCUGACAUGAUAGCAUUCUUGGGAGGGUCUUCUAGAUCCGUGGAACAGGAAGUUCAGAUGACAAGAGCUUUAAAGACAUUCCAAAUAAGCAGCCUAGGAAAUGGGCCGAAUCAAGAAAAAGAUCGUCAGUUCAUUUCAAUUUCCGUGUAUCCACUAACUGCAUUAAUUGCAUUCUGUCAGCGAUUUUUCACCGACAACAAAUGGACCUCUAUUGCAUCCAUCAUUGAUGAGUCUUCGUUUUUUACCGUGCCUAUGAAUCGAGCAAUGGAUGAACAGUUCUCCAUGAGAUUCAAAAGUGGCCCAGACAUUUACUACACCCGGUUUAGUUAUGACCAAAGAAAAGGAGUUGAUGAGCUACGUCACAUUUUCAAACUUAUCAGCGAAGUUAGUCGAGUCGUAUUUAUAUUUGGAUCAGGACAAAGAUUUCGAAAAAUUAUGAUCGAAGCUUACCGGCAAAAUUUGACAAAUGGAGACUACGUCUUUUUAUUUCCAAUUUUGCAAAUGCAGGGUUUGCCGCCAGCGUUGCAAGAUAGUUAUUCUUGGAAGUAUAAUGAUGCCGAUGAUCCGGUCGUAUUCGAGGCUUUUCGCUCGGUCGUUCUGAUCUCUCAUGUGAUUGAAUUUCCUGAAGACCCAGUGCCUGGUUUCCGUUUAGCUGUAAUGGAGGCGGCUCGCGAAAAGUACAAUUUUACUUAUCCGAAUAACAUGAUUCCUUCCAAUCUUUAUCCAAGCUAUGAGAUGUACCAACUUUUUGCGGAGGUUUUAAACGAAACACUACAAUCUAAUGGCAGUUUGAAAGACGGUUAUGAGUUUGCCAAAAGAUUUCUGAAUAGAACCUUCGUUCUGUCAACCGGCCCACUUUUUAUCGAUGAACUGGGUGAACGAAUGGUAGACAUCGCAGCCGCUGUAAUGGACCCAGACUCUGGAAACUUUACUCGCUCGCACCAAUAUUCACAUCAAAACAGGACGAUGCUCACUUUGAGGAACGUGAGUGAAGUUUGGCCGUCUGGAAUUUGGCCAGUUCUUAAUACACCACGCUGUGGAUAUAGGAACGAUUCCUGUAAUAAACAAGACAGUUCGUACAUGACUAUUCCAGUAUCCGCUGCCUCGUCCUGUGUUGCUGUCAUCCUUCUGGCUUUCUGGGCUUUAUGGGCUUGGCAGCGUUGGCGGUUCGUUGAAUCACCGUGGUGGCAAAUUUCGUUGACAGAUAUUGUUGACCUUUCGGAUACCGGGGCGCCAAAGACAGCUCACGACCAUCAGAAGACAUAUGCAUCCAACAGUGUAGUAAACCUAAGUGCGUUUAAUAGUGGGCAUAACAACCCCAGAGUUUCCAAAUUGCAUAAUGGACAAUUAAUGUGGGCAACCGUGGUCCCUAACUGGAGAUUCGGCCAAAAGGCAUCCAUGUCGUGGCAUUUGCUGCAGUACCUGUAUGAACUCAAGCAAAUAAACAGCGACAACAUAAAUGAAUUUGUUGGGAUUUGCACUGAAUUGCCACAGGCUGCCAUAUUCGAGCCGUACUGCAGAAGGCAUUCAUUAAAUGACCUUAUUGACCACAUGGACAAUCCUGACAUGGAUUUGAAACUUUCAUUAUUGGCAGAUCUGGCAUCGGGGCUGCAAUACAUUCAUAAAACCAAGAUAAAAUUUCACGGAAAUUUGCGCACUACAAAGUGCUUGCUGGACAGCCGUUUGGCACUAAAGAUAUCUGAUCUGGGCAACGAAACAAUUAUGAAACUCAUUGCCAAAUCCAGAAUAAUGAACAAAUACAGGGAUAGUAGAGUGAGCAACGCAAAUACCAACAUGGAAAUUUUGAAGUUUUUAUUUGUGCCGCCUGAAGUGUUACGCGGAAGUGAUAGGCCUAACGAGCACAGUGACAUCUAUGCCUUUGGAAUAAUUUCACAUUGUCUGCUCUGCAAGACACAACCUUUUGGCAUUCGGUAUGAAUACGCACAAAGCGAUGCAUCAGAUGCGCUCGCGCUUAUACGCGAAAGAUCCACCCCUUCUUUCCGGCCAAAAUUUACUGAUCGAGAAUAUUGUGCUAAUUUGUCGCAAGAUGCGAUUAUGCUUUUUGAGUCGUGUUGGGAAGAGAACCCACAUCACAGACCAUCAGCAGGAAUUCUGGUGCAGCGCUUGACCAAAGUAUUGAUGUUUCACGGAAUCUCGGAAUUGUCGUUUUUUGGUCGGGUGAUGGCGCGAUUGAAUGCUUAUUCAGAUACACUGGAAACACAAGUGCAAAACAGCACAAAGCUCUUAGCCGUCGAACGGCAUAAGUGUGAAAAGCUUCUGGGUGAAAUGUUUCCAAGAGAAAUUUUGCGGCGGCUGCAGGAUGGGAAGCCGGUUCUUCCAGAGUAUUUCGAGUCAGCAUCUGUGUACUUCAGCAGUAUUUUUGGGUUUCUUGAUUUCGUUCGAGCAUCCACGCCCACUGAAACUUCGGCCUUUUUGGACGGGGUAUAUUCUUACUUUGACCGAGAAAUUGAGCUGUUUGGAGUAUACAAAGUGGAAACCAUUGGAGAUAUAUACGUGGUAGUCAGUGGUUUGCCAAAGCGAAAUGGUACUCGCCAUAUUACCGAAAUCUGCUUAAUGGCUCUCCAGUUAAAAAAGGCGUUUGGUGCUUUAAAGACUCGCUUGCCCAUGCAAUUGCGGAUAGGAAUUCAUACCGGAUCUCUUGCCGCUGGAGUAAUCGGAACCAAAUCACCGCGAUAUUGUUUAUUCGGUGAUGCUGUAAAUACUGCCAGCCGGAUGGAAAGCCAUGGUCAGCCUUCAAAAAUCCAUUUAAGUGAUUCCGCUGCCACAUUAGCCGAAAAGAACAAUUUCAUUCUCGAUUUUCGAGGAGACUUGGAAGUAAAGGGCAAAGGCCGCAUUGCCACCUUUUGGUUGACCGGAAUCAAGGAGCCAUGACAGAAAUCAGGAAACCAAGAUAUAAGAUGUUUUUAGGAUUCUGUUCCACCUGAGCCAAAUCGUUGCCAAUGCAAGGACACUAGUGUCCUUGCAAGGACACUAGUGUCCCUAGUGGUUGGGGCAAGUACUUGCCCCAACCACCAAAAGUGUUCCUUUAAUUAUACGCAUGUAUGAUCUAUAUUGGCAAAGGUCACACAAAACGUUAAUUUUUUGCUAUCUGGUUUUUUGCUGUGGCCUUCUCAUUACCUUCUUUCUGUUCAAUUAAAUGGGCAUUUAGUCGCAUGGUAAUCUAAUUCACGUCAUUUGUAAUCUAAUUCAAGUUUUUAAUUUGAAAUCAGGUUACGUCAGUGUGGAAGCUGUACUCGUUUACCCGAGUAAAACAACCUGCAAAAAAAACGUUAGCUAAACGUUGGAAAACGGCUAAAAUUGACACACAUCCGUUCACCUAGCAGUAGUUACACGUUAAACUGACGUUUUUCCUACAAGCUGUUUUACUC
Molecule: messenger RNA, 5338 nt
Organism: Paramacrobiotus metropolitanus
Lineage: Eukaryota; Metazoa; Tardigrada; Eutardigrada; Parachela; Macrobiotidae
Product: atrial natriuretic peptide receptor 1-like
Exons: 25
Coding region: 210-4841 (1543 amino acids)
Biological process (GO): protein phosphorylation; intracellular signal transduction; receptor guanylyl cyclase signaling pathway
Molecular function (GO): ATP binding; N,N-dimethylaniline monooxygenase activity; flavin adenine dinucleotide binding
Source: RefSeq, a predicted model, not a curated record